Oldenlandia corymbosa var. corymbosa is the source of this 1233-nucleotide messenger RNA. Lineage: Eukaryota; Viridiplantae; Streptophyta; Magnoliopsida; Gentianales; Rubiaceae. The record is from the annotation of a GenBank genome assembly.
AUGGCAGACCGAUACUUCCCGAAUGAACUUCCGGAUUACAAGUCUGAUGCUAAAACCAUGGAAGAAGAAUCAGCCUCCAGGGAAGCCAAGGACUCACUCACAAAGCUUCUGCGACUCCCCUACCCAUCCCUCUCCGAAAGGCUAAAAAUUGCAGCUUUGGACAUCAAGAAAAAGGUGGUGAACGAGACGUGGGUAGGUAGAAGAAAGCGUGUCACCGAUUAUACACUUUACACUGGUGUAUUGGGAACUGCCUUCUUGCUGUUUAAAGCUUAUCAAGUUACCAAUGAUAAGAGGGACCUUGCUAUUUCCUCUGAGAUCAUUAAGGCUUGUGAUUCUGCUGCCAGUGAAUCAAGUCGGGUGACGUUCAUAUGUGGGAGAGCCGGUGUUUGUGCUCUUGGAGCUGUUGUGGCUAAGCACAUUGGUGAUGAUCGGUUAUGUGAGCACUAUCUAAAUGAAUUUGAGAAGAUCAAGCUUACCAAUGAGCUUCCAAAUGAACUGUUAUAUGGAAGAGCUGGUUUCCUGUGGGCAUGUGCAUUUCUGAAUAAAAAUCUUGGACCAGAAACCAUUACAUCUACCCAAAUGAGAGCUGUUGUAGAUGAAAUUAUCAACUAUGGCAGGCAAUUGGCUACCAGAGGAUGUCCGUUGAUGUACGAAUGGCAUGGGAAGAAAUACUGGGGAGCUGCACAUGGACUUGCUGGAAUCAUGCAUGUGUUGAUGGAUAUGGAUCUGCAGCCAGAUGAGAUUCAAGAUGUCAAGGGCACGCUUCAUUACAUGAUCAAGAAUCGGUUUCCUAGUGGAAAUUAUCCUUCUAGUGAAGGAAGUGAAAGAGACCGUCUUGUGCAUUGGUGCCAUGGAGCCACUGGUGUUGCUCUUGCACUUGCUAAAGCAUCCGAGGUAUUUGACAGCAAGGAGUUUCUGCAAGCUGCUAUUGAAGCUGGGGAGGUGGUUUGGCAUCGUGGUUUACUCAAGCGAGUUGGUCUGUGUCAUGGUAUCAGUGGAAACACCUAUGUUUUCCUUUCACUUCACAGAUUAACAGGUAGACCAGAAUACUUGCACAGGGCCAGGGCUUUUGCCUGCUUUUUGCACGAUAGAGCUGAAACUUUAAUAUCAGAGGGUAUCAUGCACGGAGGUGAUCGCCCCUGUUCGCUUGUUGAAGGCAUUGGAGGAAUGGCCUAUCUGUUCCUAGAUAUGAAUGAACCCAAUGGUGCAAGGUUUCCUGGUUACGAACUCUAG